Messenger RNA from Humulus lupulus (European hop), 2228 nucleotides. RefSeq names its product monogalactosyldiacylglycerol synthase, chloroplastic. The record is from RefSeq and is a predicted model, not a curated record. The coding region runs from base 385 to 2010 and encodes 541 amino acids. The transcript is spliced from 8 exons. Gene Ontology annotation, biological process: glycolipid biosynthetic process. Gene Ontology annotation, molecular function: hexosyltransferase activity. Lineage: Eukaryota; Viridiplantae; Streptophyta; Magnoliopsida; Rosales; Cannabaceae.
AAAAGUCCCAACCAAGAGCCUCAUCCAAUUACAAAUGGUUGUUUUUUCCUAAGCUUAAAAACGCAUAUUUUUUGCUCAAUUCCCAGAAUCUACUCUUUCUCUCUCUAUCACAAGAGUGAGAAAGUGAGAACUUACAUACCAAAAAUCCUUUCUUUGUGGCUACAAACACUUCUUCAAGAUUUCCUCUCUUAUAAACCACUUCUUCUAUCUCUCGACCAUUAUUUUCAAAACCCCACUUACCCUUUUCCUAUCUGGGUUCUCUCUGUCAUCAGUUUUGUUUGCAUGUGUUAUUUAGGGAAACCCAUUUGGUCCUAUACCACAACGAUCGCCAUGGAGCAGUAGAUUAAGCUCUUUUGUAAUAUUCCCUCUUGUAUUCAUUUAGAUAUGAAUAACUCUUCGACCGUAGUUCAAGAGUCCAGUCCAGUCUAUGACUUGGUAUCCCAUUUGGGUCGAUUUUCCUUCAGUUCCAGGUUUCGAAGUUUUGGCUCUGAUGGGCACUCUUCCUUUUUGUCUAAUUUCAUGUAUUUUGAUCCGUUUGGGGAUUCUGGCAAUGGACAAAGACCCAAGUUUGGUGCUUCAUUGGCUUUGAGUAGUAGAGGUAGUUCGAGUAUUAGGAAAGCUGUUACUCAGUUUAACAGAGCUAUUAGGCUUCACUGUGAGAGAAUUCCAAUUGGGUUUGCUUCGGUUCGGAUUAGUCCUGGUGAUAAUAACGGUUCUGGGAGUGGAAAUGUUGGUGGUGGUGAUAAUAAUAAUAAUGGCAUAAUAGAAGAGGGGUGUAGUGUUUUGGAGGAUGAUGGCUUGGCCUUGAAUGGGGCUGAGCCUUUAAAACCGAAGAAAGUUCUUAUUUUGAUGAGUGAUACCGGUGGUGGUCACCGAGCUUCUGCAGAAGCUAUAAAGGCAGCUUUUUAUGAAGAAUACGGAGAUGAAUACCAGGUGUUUGUUACUGAUUUGUGGUCCGAUCAUACUCCUUGGCCGUUUAAUCAACUUCCCAGGAGCUAUAAUUUCUUGGUGAAACACGGGUCAUUAUGGAAGAUGACAUAUUAUGCAUCUGCACCCCGAGUUAUUCAUCAGUCUAAUUUUGCUGCAACUUCAACAUUUAUAGCUCGGGAGGUUGCUAAAGGACUGAUGAAGUACCAGCCGGAUAUUAUUAUCAGUGUGCAUCCUCUAAUGCAACAUGUACCACUUCGUAUCUUGAGGUCAAAGGGUCUACUGGAUAAGAUCGUUUUUACUACAGUAAUCACGGAUCUAAGCACUUGCCAUCCUACGUGGUUUCAUAAGCUUGUUACUAGAUGUUAUUGUCCAACAAAUGAGGUAGCAAAGAGGGCACUGAAAGCUGGACUCCAGCCUUCCCAAAUCAAGAUUUAUGGCCUUCCCGUACGACCUUCAUUUGUCAAGCCUGUUCGGCCAAAGUUUGAACUAAAAAGGGAUCUGGGGAUGGAUGAAGAUCUUCCUGCUGUGUUGUUAAUGGGAGGAGGUGAAGGAAUGGGCCCCAUUGAAUCUACUGCAAAGGCACUUGGGCAGUCAUUAUAUGAUGAGGUUCUUGGGGAGCCAAUUGGUCAGAUACUUGUGAUAUGUGGUCACAACAAAAAGCUCGCAAACAAACUUCGCUCAAUCGAAUGGAAAAUUCCUGUUGAGGUGAAGGGGUUUGUUACUAAGAUGGAGGAAUGCAUGGGAGCUUGUGAUUGCAUUAUUACCAAGGCGGGUCCAGGGACUAUUGCAGAAGCCAUGAUACGCGGAGUGCCUAUCAUUUUGAACGAUUACAUUGCUGGGCAGGAAGCUGGAAAUGUUCCUUAUGUGGUUGAAAAUGGAUUUGGGAAGUACUCUAAAUCUCCGAAAGAGAUAGCGAAAAUUGUUGCUCAAUGGUUUGGUCCGAAAGCUAAUGAGCUUAAGGAAAUGUCUGAAAAUGCUCUAAAGCUAGCAAAGCCUGAUGCUGUAUUUAAGAUAGUUCAUGAUCUUCAUGAGCUUGUUAGACAAAGAAGCCUUGUAGCUCAGUAUUCAUGUACAACAUAAAUUUACUUUCCAUCAAUCAAUUUUGCAACGAGCCUUUGAUGAUGAUGAUGAUGCAUACACCAUUGAGUAAAAUAGGUUUUGGUGUUAGUAUUAGUCUUAAUUUAUAAACAUGCAUUCCUUUGUCUCUACUAUCUUCAAGUUAAGAGAUGUGCUUUCUUGGAAUGCACUCUAGUUAGGUUGUUAUAUUCAGUUAAUAAUAUGCAAGAUAAAUGCCUUGA